UUCGUCUCUCCAACAUUCCGUACUCGACGCUAGGGCGAGACGCACGCCCGCCUUUCUAACGAACGCGACCGACGCGCCGCGCGCCCGCGGCUAGCAUUAGCGCCAUGUUUGACGUUUUCGGCUCCGUUAAGGGGCUUCUCAAACUCGACUCUGUUUGCAUCGACAAUAAUGUGUUUCGUUUACACUACAAAGCCACCGUGAUCAUCUUGAUCGCUUUCUCGCUACUGGUUACCUCGAGACAAUACAUCGGCGACCCGAUCGACUGCAUCGUUGAUGAAAUACCACUGCAAGUUAUGGACACAUAUUGCUGGAUCUACUCGACUUUCACCAUCCCAAAUCGUCUGGUGGGCCGCGUCGGGAAAGACGUAGUGCAAGCUGGCGUCGCAUCUCAUGUCGACGGACAGGAUGAAGUCAAAUAUCAUAAAUACUACCAGUGGGUGUGUUUCGUGCUGUUUUUCCAAGCGAUCCUGUUUUAUGUGCCUCGCUAUCUAUGGAAAUCGUGGGAAGGAGGCCGCAUCAAGAUGUUAGUGCUCGAUCUCAACUGCCCCGUGGUCGGAGAGGACAGUAAAGCAGACCGUAAAAAACUACUAGUGGAUUACUUCCACACAAACUUACACACGCAAAACUUUUACGCAUUUCGCUUCUUUAUAUGCGAAGUGCUAAACUUUAUUAACGUGGUCGGCCAAAUAUUCUUUAUGGACUUUUUCCUCGACGGAGAAUUCUCUACAUACGGUGCUGACGUUGUACGUUUUACCGAAAUGGAACCAGAAGAACGUGAGGACCCGAUGGCUCGAGUGUUUCCUAAAGUGACCAAAUGUACCUUCCACAAAUACGGUCCGUCUGGCACCGUGCAGAACUUCGACGGCCUGUGCGUGUUACCGCUUAACAUCGUGAAUGAGAAGAUAUACGUGUUCCUGUGGUUCUGGUUCGUGAUACUAUCCAUCCUGAGCGGCAUCUCGUUGAUCUACCGCAUGGCCGUUGUGGCUGGACCUCGCGUGCGCCUGUACCUGCUGCGCGCCCGCAGCCGUCUUGCUCCUCAGAGCGAAGUGGAGGCCGUGGCUCGCAAACUGCAAAUCGGCGACUGGUUCGUGCUGUAUCAACUUGGCAAAAACAUUGACCCUUUGAUCUAUAAAGAGUUUAUUGGUGAUUUAGCUCAAAAGUUCGAAGGAAAGGACUCUGUGUAGUCGCCUUAGUGAUAAUGGAGGUACGGACGGUUAGUGGGAAGCGUGUAUGCUUCUAUUUGAUAAAAACCGAUAAAAAGUGGGUAGCUAAGAGACUUCGUGCCGUCCUAGCAUCAUGGUGUUUAUUACAAUCGAAGGCCCGGUGCGCGUCGCGGGCGGUGCAGUGCGGCAACGUGGUGCUCGGGCUACCUGCGCUGCGCCCGCGCCGCUGCCCGGGCGGGGCGGCCGCACAAAGAGCGCCGGCGGGGAGCGGCUGCAAGCCGACAUUCCAUUACCUAAGCCCGUAGCGGGGAACGACCUCGCCGGGCCGCAGUCAUUGUAUUCCAGAACCGCUUUAACAUUUAUAGCUACUGUAACUAUGAUAGUCUUCUAAUUACUCUUCCAAAUGCAACACAUCGACUGAUACUUGCCACUUUUUGGCGCGCAUGCAUUUAGCAUAACAUGUUUUGGCGCAAUUUUAUUAAAUAUUGCAUAGUCGUAAAAUGUAGUAAGAUCUCGUGCCUUCGUUUUAUAUUUUGUAUUAUUUUGUGUAUGAGUGUGAGUUGUGUCGAUUGACGUCUCUCGAUUGUGAUAUGUAAUUAUUAAUAAAAUAAUCUAAAUUAAGUGUUUAUCGUGUAUGAGAUUGAUCGAGUGGACGACUGGUUUAGUUUUAAGUUAGUUAGUUUUGUUAUCGAAUGUUAUACUCGAUACGAUAUUGUAUAAAGCAAUAAACUAUUAUUGUAAGAGAGCAAUCUAAAUCAUUAAAGACAAUACAUUGUAUUUGUAUGAAUAACGAUUUAUCAUGAAUUUUUAUACCGACUUUAUUCGACUGGUUAAAUAUUUUCUGAUUAUAUUUACUGCCAUCUGUA
Messenger RNA from Galleria mellonella (greater wax moth), 2029 nucleotides. It is a transcript of the gene Inx2, whose product is annotated as innexin inx2. NCBI's taxonomy places the organism in Eukaryota, Metazoa, Arthropoda, Insecta, Lepidoptera, Pyralidae. The record is from RefSeq and is a predicted model, not a curated record. Gene Ontology annotation, molecular function: gap junction channel activity. Gene Ontology annotation, cellular component: gap junction; plasma membrane. The transcript has a single exon. Gene Ontology annotation, biological process: phototransduction. The coding region runs from base 105 to 1184 and encodes 359 amino acids.